Cucumis sativus (cucumber) is the source of this 1741-nucleotide messenger RNA. RefSeq names its product cytochrome P450 71A1-like. Gene Ontology annotation, molecular function: iron ion binding; oxidoreductase activity, acting on paired donors, with incorporation or reduction of molecular oxygen; monooxygenase activity. Bases 81 to 1604 code for a protein of 507 amino acids. The record is from RefSeq and is a predicted model, not a curated record. The transcript has 2 exons. Lineage: Eukaryota; Viridiplantae; Streptophyta; Magnoliopsida; Cucurbitales; Cucurbitaceae.
AGAAAGCAUAUUGAAUUAUAAAUACACUUCAAAACUCUCAAACCAGAUCAAGUUUGGUGCGAGAGCAAGAUUCAAAAGAAAUGGAUCCCAUCUCAUCUUUACUCUUCUUCAUCUUCAUUUUCUUACUUUCACUAAAACUAUUCUUCUUCAAACCCAAAACCCCAAACUUCCCUCCUUCACCUCUAAGACUUCCCCUAAUUGGCAACCUUCACCAACUAGGCUCCCUACCACACCAAUCCUUGGCCACUCUUUCCCAAAAAUAUGGUCCUCUAAUGCUCUUAAAGCUAGGCCAAGCUCCUGUCCUCGUAAUUUCCUCGGCGAAAAUGGCCGAACAAGUCAUGAAAACCCAUGACCUUGUAUUCUCUAACCGACCCCAAACGACUGCGGCAAAAACCUUGCUUUAUGGAUGCCAAGAUAUGGGUUUUGCCCCAUAUGGUGAGUACUGGCGCCAAGCAAGAAAAAUAUGUGCUCUUGAGCUUUUUAGUGUGAAAAGAGUUGAGUCUUUUCAAUACGUUAGAGAUGAAGAAAUUGAUUCUCUUGUUAAUAAGAUUCGUAAGAGUGGGAGUGAUCAUAGUUUGGAUCUUGGGCAUUUGUUUUUCCAAACAUCAAAUAAUAUUGUUUCAAAAUGUGUUAUGGGAGAGAAAUUUGAGGAUGAAGAUGGGAAGAGUAGAUUUGAGGAGAUAUCAAGAAAGGCUAUGGUGAUAGUGACAGCGUUUUGUGUUGAGGAUUUUUUCCCUUCAUUUGGUUGGAUUAUUGAUGUUAUUAGAGGAUUUAAUUGGGAUUUGAAGAAUUGUUUCAAAACAUUAGAUGAGCUUUUUAGUAAAGUUGUUGAAGAACAUAAGGAGAAAAUCAAGAGAUCAGGAGGUGUAAUUAAUAUCGAUGAUUAUGAAUCAAAAAAGGAUUUUGUGGAUAUUAUGCUACAACUUCAACAAGAUGAUAAGCUUGACUAUCCUUUCUCUCUUGAUAACCUCAAAGCAAUUGUUUUGGACAUGUUUAUAGGUGGAAGUGACACAACAGCAACAGGGUUGGAAUGGACAAUGACAGAGCUAAUGAGAAAACCAAGAAUCAUGAAGAAAGUUCAGGAAGAAGUUAGAACAAUAAUUGGCAAAAAAUCAAAGAUAGAAGCAGAAGACAUUAAAAAAAUGGAAUACAUGCAAUGUGUGAUUAAAGAGUCUCUAAGGCUUCACCCACCCGUUCCUCUUUUAGUGCCAAGAGAAACAAUGGCAGACGUUGAGAUUGAAGGUUACUAUAUUCCGUCAAAAACAAGAGUGUUUGUGAAUGCUUGGGCCAUUCAAAGAGACCCUCAAUGUUGGGAUAAUCCAAAUGAGUUCAUUCCAGAGAGAUUUAUGGACAAAACUAAUUCAGCUGAUUAUAAAGGUCAAAACUUUGAGUUCAUUCCAUUUGGUAGUGGAAGAAGGAAGUGUCCUGGAUUAUCAUUUGGGAUUGCUUCGUUUGAAUUUGCUUUGGCAAAUAUUCUCUACUGGUUUGAUUGGAAGCUUCCUGAUGGUUGUGAAUCAUUGGAUGUUGAAGAAGCUAACGGACUCACUGUUCGUAAGAAAAAGCCACUCCAUCUUAGUCCCAUACCUUAUGUUGUGUCUAAUUAAUUCAUCUUAAAAUGACUGUUUUGUAUUGUUGUUUAAAUAAAAGAUCAUAAAUCUUCUAUUUCCAUAUGUUAUAUAAAAUGUGUUUUGUAUUGAAGUUAAUGUAAUGGAGCUUUGGUUUCUAAGUUAGAUAUGCACCA